Molecule: messenger RNA, 4775 nt
Organism: Phodopus roborovskii (desert hamster)
Lineage: Eukaryota; Metazoa; Chordata; Mammalia; Rodentia; Cricetidae
Gene: Sntb1
Product: syntrophin beta 1
Exons: 7
Coding region: 324-1937 (537 amino acids)
Cellular component (GO): dystrophin-associated glycoprotein complex; intracellular anatomical structure; synapse
Molecular function (GO): structural molecule activity; protein binding
Source: RefSeq, a predicted model, not a curated record
GCACUUGGCCGCUCGCUCGGCAGCUCCUCUUGGUUUGGGGUUUUGCAACUGGCAGCUGGCUUUUUUCCCUCCUCCCCUGUCGAGGGCUCUCCUUCUUCUUUUAGGUUGCUCCACCCCGCCCAAGGAUCAGGCGAGGGGGAACCAGUUCAGCAGCUGCCAACUGGCGACCAGCGCGGCCGCGAACACGGGAAGUGGAGCCCUGAGUGCGCGCAGCGGGGCGAUCGCUUCUCCCGCGCCCCGGUGACCCGCGUCCUCCCACUCGCACCCCUUCUCCACUUUUCCCCCCGUUUGCAAUCACAUGGCAUUUUAAGAAUGCUGGAAAGAUGGCGGUAGCGGCGGCGGCUGUGGCUGCGCCGGCUGGCGGGGGAGGCGGCCGGGCGCAACGGAGCGGACUGCUGGAAGUUUUGGUGCGGGAUCGUUGGCAUAAAGUUCUGGUGAACUUGAGCGAGGACGCCCUGGUGUUGAGCUGCGAGGAGGGCGCUGCGGCGUACAAUGGCAUAGGGACUGCCACCAAUGGCUCGUUCUGCAGGGGCUCCGGGACAGGGCACCCCGGGACUGGUGUCACUCAACCCCCGGACUCUCCCGCCGGGGUCCGCACAGCUUUCACAGACCUCCCCGAGCAGGUGCCCGAGUCCAUCUCGAACCAGAAGAGGGGCGUGAAGGUACUGAAGCAGGAGCUGGGCGGGCUGGGCAUUAGCAUCAAAGGGGGCAAGGAGAACAAGAUGCCCAUCCUCAUCAGCAAGAUCUUCAAGGGGCUGGCAGCGGAUCAGACCCAAGCCCUGUAUGUGGGUGAUGCCAUCCUGUCCGUGAACGGAGCAGACCUGCGGGACGCCACCCAUGAUGAGGCAGUGCAGGCGUUGAAGCGCGCGGGCAAGGAAGUACUGCUGGAAGUGAAGUACAUGAGAGAAGCCACACCGUAUGUGAAGAAAGGAUCCCCUGUGUCUGAGAUUGGGUGGGAAACGCCUCCACCUGAGUCACCUAGAUUAGGGGGCAGCUCUGCAGACCCUCUAUCAUCCCAGUCCUUCUCCUUCCACAGAGAUCGGAAAAGCAUCCCCCUCAAGAUGUGUUACGUCACCCGGAGCAUGACCUUGGCGGACCCUGAAAACAGGCAGCUCGAAAUCCACUCUCCAGAUGCUAAGCACACAAUAGUCCUGAGGAGUAAGGACUCCGCCACCGCCCAAGCCUGGUUCAGUGCCAUCCAUUCCAAUGUCAAUGACUUGCUGACCCGAGUGAUUGCUGAUGUCAGAGAGCAGCUGGGAAAGACGGGCAUUGCUGGCAGUCGUGAGAUCAGGCAUCUUGGCUGGCUAGCAGAAAAGGUGCCAGGAGAGAGUGAGAAACAGUGGAAACCGGCCCUGGUUGUUCUGACUGAGAAAGAUCUUUUAAUCUAUGACAGCAUGCCGCGAAGGAAGGAAGCCUGGUUCAGCCCUGUGCAUUCCUAUCCACUUCUUGCCACCAGGCUUGUCCAUUCAGGUCCAGGGAAAGGAUCACCCCAGGCUGCCAUGGAUCUAUCCUUUGCAACACGAACUGGUACUAAGCAAGGAAUUGAAACACAUCUCUUCAGGGCAGAGAUCAGCAGGGACCUCUCCCACUGGACAAGGAGCAUAGUACAGGGGUGCCACAAUUCAGCCGAGCUUACUACUGAAAUCACCGCUGCCUGUACCUACAGAAACCAGGAAUGCCGCUUGACCAUACAUUAUGACAAUGGAUUUUCUAUUUCUACUGAGCCUCAGGAGGGUGCCUUUCCCAAGACAAUCAUACAGUCCCCUUAUGAGAAGCUCAAAAUGUCUUCGGAUGAUGGAAUCAGGAUGCUCUGUUUAGACUUUGGAGGCAAAGAAGGAGAGAUUCAACUCGACCUUCACUCGUGCCCCAAGCCAAUCGUUUUCAUCAUCCAUUCCUUUCUGUCUGCUAAGAUUACAAGACUGGGCUUGGUGGCCUGAACGGAGAGGCGACUUGCCAUAGGAAGGAAAGACUGCAGUGACACAGGACUGUGACAUCAGGCAGUGCACCAAAUGUAGCAUCAGCAGCCAGCUUCGGGUCUCAGGAGUCACGUGUAGUAUCCCAGGCUCCUCUGCCAGUUUGGGGAACUGCAAGGGACACCCUAAAGGAAAUACCACAAGAGAUGUCAGACUAGAACUUCUUAAAACAAAUCGAGGUUAAGGGGGUGAGGGCAAAUGAAUAUCUUCUACAUAGUGGCAACCAAGGAUAUGGCCAUUACAGUAGCAUGUGUAGAUCUUGAUCAUAUCCAUUUCCAGGCAACCGGUCCACCCAGGUAAGCCAGAGCUGAGCAGAUGAGAAAUGCAGAGUCUCACCUACACUUCUACCUGCAUUAAUACUGCUCCCUUGCUUCAUUAUGAUUGAUUUUCUGAUUCAAGUAGAGCUGAUUUUCAUUGGUAGGAAGAGAAAAAAAAAAACAAGAAAAGAAAAAAGAAGAGGAACAGUAGGCAAAGAGAAAUCUGGCUUUUAUUUAAGAAUGAAGCAUGUUAUUUAAUUUUCUUAAUGAGUGAAGUUGGUGUAGAGUGAUUCAAAAGUGUUCUUGUUCGUUCACAUAGGCUGAACAGAAAUGAAAUAAGGCAUUGGAUACUGAGCUGAGCUUUAAGCUGGCAGAAUCUGAGCCAAAGUGGACUGUUGCGAUUACGAAGCUUUCCUAAAGAGUUGCAUAUUCAAAUGAUGACUAAUUCAGACACUGCACUUACACCACGGAUUCUGUCUCAUAACCAAAAUCAAUCCCCUUAUUUACAGAAAUCAAAUUCUGAGCAAUUCUUUAAAAAGACUGCCAUUACACAUGUAUGCACAUGCGCAUGCGUGCACACACGUGUGCACACACACACACACACCACUGGUCACACAGUCGGUGUUUAGCUAUCUGCAUUUCACAGUGUUCAGUGGAAGUACCUUUCAAUGGUCCUUGUUUCUGCCUGUGCUUGCAUGUGUGCAUUUCAAAGUAAGGGAGAUGCUGUUUUAGACGUACAGAACCAGAAGUUUAAUCAAAUCUACAGAUAGCAUCUACAUUAAUUUUGGAAUUUCAGAGGAAUAGUAUAAUGACCUGAUAUUUUUCUACAAGCAUAUUUUGAGGCAAUAUCUAGCCUAUUAGAACUUAUUGCUUUUGCUUUCAUUUUUCCCUUUCAAGAAUCAUUCACUAAAAUCUACACUCGUUAUUUGAUUUUGGAGUUACUUUUCACAAGCCCUGAAAAUUAGCCAUAGAGUUUAUGAUUCUUUUUAGUUCUUCUUUUCCAUAUAGUUUUACAUUAGCACAUGCUCUGUGUCCUGCCUAUGUGUUGGAAGAGUCAUAGUUUAGCAGACACCUAUGCAAAGUGAAACAGCCUAAAUGCCUGUGAUUCAGCUUCCUCAGAUGUGUGGGUUUACUGAGUUGCAGUUGUAUUUUAAACCAUCAGUUUCCUGAAGCACAUCCCAUAUAAUCAUUUCCAAGGGACACUGAGCAGUAUUCUCACUGGGGUGGUGAUUUAGGGGCUUGGUGAUGAAGAAGCAACUUAAGACACAUUAGGGCUUUGUUGGGGUUGCUAGCCUCCCCCAAAAAUCCUGGUCUUCGUUGAUCACAGUCUUCAAGAUAGGGGUGAGAGUUCCAUGCCUUGCACUUCUUUGCAAUGGGGACUCUGUGAAGCUAGUAGGUUUUAUGGACAAUACUUUAGCAAAUCCACCAUAGGACAUUGACUUUUGGUUGGUUUCUUAUUUUAAAAUGUUGAAGAGUGAAGGCCAGCUUUAAUUCUGUGGGAAAGCGUUGAUGCAUUUGUAAAUUGUAUUGCACACUUUCACACUAUAUAUUUUCAGAAAUCACUGGAAUGUUGUUAUACAAGAGAACUAUACUUAUGUAUUGUAAAUAACAUGAUACAUAUAUUAAUGCCAAUAGUUUCAUUCAACAAUAUGUAAUCUAAGGUGCUCGGUACUACAUGAAGUUUGAGUUAAUUAUUCAAGUUGCAAAGAUUCUAUUAUAUAUUUAUAGACAAAUUAAAUUGGUCAUAAUUACAGACGUGGUUUCUUUAUUGCUUAAGUUUUAGACUGAUAUCUGUGUAAGAGUCAACAAAAACUGUCUUCUCCAUUUUUAAACUUUUAAUUUAAAUAUUUAUAUUUUAGGAAAAUAUAUUUGAAUAAGAUCAAUGCAUUUUUCUGAAGUAAAUUAAAAUGUGUUAUUAGCAGGAAAUAGAAAAUUUUACUAAGAGAACUGUGUAUAUGAAUGAUUUUUUUUUCUCCUAAUUAAGGUAUAUCAUAUCAGAGUGGCUAUGAUGAGUCAGUUUCAAAUACUAUAAUUUCUCAGCUUGGAUUCUAAGCAUCAUAUUUAAAUAAUGACUUUAUGGUGUAUUUUUCAUUAGUGUCUUGGUCAAUGAAUCAAAUUAGUCACUUGGGAGAAUUCUUUCUCAGUUUGCUUUGUUCUUAGUUCUGUGAAUUAUAGGACUGAUGAUGCUUGUACCUGGAUGAAAACCAAUACAGGUGAACAAUCCUCUGUUAGUGGGUUGUUGCUCAGUUGCCAGAAGAGUAAAUUCAUUGGUCUGGUAAUAUGUGCACACUACUUCCUCAUCGUAUAGGCAUUUGAAGAAGACCGAUAGAGAUGUCCUUUAUUUCUAACACAAUCUCAGUAAUGGAAAUCAAACUAUUCAAUUAUUAUGAAGCACCCAGACAGAGGUAUUUAAUGAAUGGCAUCAAUGAAGGGUGGGGGUGGUUUUGGGGGUGUAUCUUGAAUUGAUUUUUAAAAUCUGUUUGUGUUUAUAGACCCAUGAACAUCAUGUACAAUUUAUAUGUAAUUAAAUAAAUAUUUGCUUCAG